AUGCAUCAUCUGUUUGGGCUGGUUUUGGCACAAAAGGACCUUUCACGUGCAGGGGAUCUUUUCUCCUUAGAGGAUGCUGAAAUCGAAGGAUGCCUCUCAGAAGCUCUUGAACAAAUAAGAAUAAUUAGUUCAUCUGUGGACUACCAGACCAAUGACAAUGACCAGGCUGUGGUGGAAAUCUGCAUCACUCGCAUCACCACUGCCAUCAGAGAGACAGCGUCCAUAGAAAAGCACGGGAAAGCCCUCGUGGCUCUCUGGGAGUCAUGUCUAGAACACAACCUGAAGCCUUCUGGAAAAGAUGAGGACACACCACAUGCAAAAAUUGCAUCCGAUAUCAUGAGCUGUAUCUUGCAGAAUUACAAUCGACCUCCAGUAAUGGCCUUAGCUGUCCCAGUGGCAGUGAAAUUUCUUCAGAGGGGCAAUAAAGAACUGUGCAGAAACAUGUCAAGUUAUCUAUCCUUGGCUGCAAUCGCGAAAGCAGAUCUGCUGGCUGAUCACACAGACACCAUUAUCAAAAGCGUCCUUCAAGGGAACUCGAUGCUGCUGCGUGUCCUGCCUGCUCUGUACGAGAAGCAACCGCAGCUGAUAAACCUCCAUCUGAGGGAGCUGGUGGCACUGAUGGCUCAGCUGGAUCAAGCCGAACAACACCACCUCCUCAGGCUCCUGCAGAUCGUGGCGAGGAAAAAAGAACUUGGGGCCCUGAAAGAAUUUGGGCAGUUGAGAGACCCUAACCAUAGUGACAUUAUCCUAAAUAUACUUAUAGAAGUAUCUGGCUAUGAACCAACAGCCUUAGCCACUUUUCUUCCGAUGCUGAAAGAAAUUGGUGAGAGUUUUCCAAGUUUGAUUGGGCAAACAGCAAAGAUCUUUGGAGCUGUUGGACAUAUCGAUGAGGAGCGAGCCAGAAUAUGCCUGAUAUAUUUGGUGAACCAGCUGGCCAACAUGGAGCACUCAUUUCACCAUAUUCUUUUGCUGGAAAUUAAGAGUCUCACUGACACCUUCUCGAGCAUCUUGGGCACCCAGAGCAGAGAUAUCUACCGCAUGAGCAACAGUUUCACCGCUAUAGCCAAGCUCCUUGUCCGACAGCUGGAGAAUGACAAUGUGUCCGGAGCCAGGAUGGAAAAUGAUACUGAAACAGAAUCUCCUGUACCACUGGAUGAUUUAAAAUCUGUUAUGAAUGGAAAUGAAGAAGAUGAAAAACUUCAAGUUAAAAUACAGGCUUUUGAAGAGAAAAUAAAUGUUGACAACAGUACUCCUGGCUCAGUGCGGAGAUACAGUUUAGGCCAGGUUUCUAAAGAAGAAAGGAAGGAUAUGAGAUUUAACAGGUCUAAAAGCCUCGCUUUGCAUGCAGUCCGCAUGAAGGGGGUAAACUCAGAGAGUGGACAGGAUGAGGAGAACGGGGAGAUAACUGCCGGUAUCUCCUUGACUGAAAUCUACGUUAGCCAAGAAAAUGACAAAUUGCCUUUUAGCGUUGAGACUGAAGCAACGCAACUGGGAAAUUCUUUGGUUUCACACCAAAGCAUCGAUUACAUGGAAUCAGGAAAUUUGCCAGGGUCUGCUAAAGAAAAGGCCAACAAAGGAAGCACAGAGGCUGUGACGAGCCCUGUGGAAUACCAGGACAAGCUCUACUUGCACUUGAAGGAAAACCUGGGUAAAGUGAAAGCAUAUGUCAUGGAGAUGGGGAGGAAAAUUCCCAUUCCCGAUCAGUGUGUAAUUGAAGGUAAGAGGUUUGAGCCUUUCCGAUUACGAGAACUUUAA
Molecule: messenger RNA, 1755 nt
Organism: Phaethon lepturus (White-tailed tropicbird)
Lineage: Eukaryota; Metazoa; Chordata; Aves; Phaethontiformes; Phaethontidae
Gene: VEPH1
Product: ventricular zone expressed PH domain-containing 1
Exons: 8
Coding region: 1-1755 (584 amino acids)
Biological process (GO): regulation of signal transduction
Cellular component (GO): plasma membrane
Molecular function (GO): phosphatidylinositol-5-phosphate binding
Source: RefSeq, a predicted model, not a curated record